Penicillium maclennaniae is the source of this 1380-nucleotide messenger RNA. RefSeq lists its product as uncharacterized. The transcript has a single exon. Lineage: Eukaryota; Fungi; Ascomycota; Eurotiomycetes; Eurotiales; Aspergillaceae. The coding region runs from base 1 to 1380 and encodes 459 amino acids. The record is from RefSeq and is a predicted model, not a curated record.
AUGGCGGAACCGCAGACCCCAGAUCGCUCCGCGCUGGGAGAGUCAUGGGUGAUAGCGUCGCCUACAACAUCCACUACGUCCAAGGAGAAAGACCCCAAAGAUCACGAUCCAGCAAGCCCUACUCCACUACUCAAUGAAAAGCGACACAAGGGCCAUGGAAGAAGCAGCAAGACAGACUCAACAGAGUCUCUAUCUUCCUCAUCAUGGACUCUGACUGGCCCAGAGCUUAUCAUGCCCUCUAUAUGCGAAAUGCCCAUCUCAGAGGCAUCAUGGGUCGCGCCAUUGCAUCCAAACGACCAAUCUGGUAUACGAAAGCGUCGCAAGGUGUUGCCCAAGUCAACACCGCAAGAAGAACAGCAAGAUCCAGAUAGUAGUUCGACAGCCAAGUCCAAGUCCAAGGCCUCGGAGCACCAAUCUCCCAGCUUCAAAUCAAAGCUCGCAAGAUUGUGCAUGACUUUGCUCCGAAUGACCAUCAACAGCCUACUGAUCGCCGGCAUCCUCCACCUCCUCGUCCUCCCGGAACUCAUCCAACAAUUUCAACCCUUCUUCUGCGACUAUUCCAUCAUCAAAUCCACCUACCCCGAUAGCUGCAAACCCCUAGUGCCACGUCCAGUAUCUCCAUCAACUCCAAUGGCGACCCCAGAAAACACUCUCAUAACCGCACAAAACAACCUCGAAUCAAUCUUCACCGCCACCCUCUCAACCCUCACUCCAUUAACUCACGUUCUCCAAGAAAGCACAAACAUGCUCUCCGACCUCCACCAAACCCUCCAAUCAUCCCACCCAGAUGUCCGCAAUGCCCUGAACCUCGAAUUCACAGGCAGCGACGCUGCCCUCCGCGCUGCAACUUGGGAAUUUGAUUCCCUCCGCGCUGACCUCCGCUCCGCGAUCGACAGUCUCCUAUCUUCCCCGCCACAGGAAGCCGGGCCCCCGUCUAUCGCAAGAGAUACUCGUCUCGCGGCACAGUUCCAUCGGAGAGCACAAUACCUGGAUCGACUGCGCAGUCAACUCAAGACGAAAGCGGAUUCUCUAGUUACGCGCUUCAGUACAUUAGAUGAUCACCUCGAAGCUGUGGAUGGGAUUGUCGCGCGCGAGAGGAGAGCCGCCCUAGCUGGUGGGAAAAGACAUGGAGAUGGGAUUGGAAACGAAAAUGGAAACGAGAAUGGAGGAAUUCAGUAUAUGCUGAACUCGUUAUCGAGCUAUGCUUUUGGCGCACGUUCAUCUUCAGGUCAGACCGAGAAAGGCGAAAGUGAUGCCCCCCAGCCAACCCUUGCUUUACUCAGACUUGCGGCGACACAUCAUCGGCCUGUAGCGGAUGAGGUGUCAAGAUUAGCGAAGCAAUUAGGAGAACAGCGAGCGAGGUCAGGAUCACUAUGGUAA